UUAAAUAAGGUCCGGGAGAGAGAUCUGAAACAGAACAUGCCUUGUUACCAACUCUGAUACGCGAAGCCUCGUGUCUGAAAAAUCAAUAAUGUACAUCUAAGUGGGUAAUAGAAUUGAGAGCAACCAUGGAAGCUUCUCUUUCUUCUUUUAUACAACUGAGUCUACUCGUUCUUGUUCUUCUUAUUCUUUCUUCUGAGGCAUCAUCAACUUCGCGCAAGAUAAAGCCUGGAUUUAUUUACACUAGAACCAGAGGAAAAUGCAGUCCCCAGUACUGGAGCAGCCGGAGCGAGUCAUGGCCAAGAAUGGUCCCAGAAGAAUCAACGGUAUCCAACGUGUUUGGCUCCAGAGCAUAUGAACGGUACAGAUACGACCUCACAUUACUCGAAGCAACGGAGCGAAACGACGACGUAGAGAACGAGUUCGCUCGGUUGGUCAAACAGUCAACGGCAGCACUACUGAACUCGUAUGCAAGAAAAGAAUAUCCCUACACAGCAUGGGAAAUAAAGACAUUGGUUAUUCAAGGAUUGGUAUCUAAAGAAGCUGCCGCCAGACAAGCCCAGUUGUUUCAUGAGGCUAAUGAAGCAUGUAAUUAACUAAAUUACAUUGUGAUACUGUAAUUUUUAAGGAUAAGAUAUGAUUAGUGUUUGAAAUUGGCAGUUGUAUUUUGACCGUUUGUUUAUUGGAACUAGUGUUUUUGUUUGA
Molecule: messenger RNA, 702 nt
Organism: Daucus carota subsp. sativus
Lineage: Eukaryota; Viridiplantae; Streptophyta; Magnoliopsida; Apiales; Apiaceae
Exons: 2
Coding region: 126-593 (155 amino acids)
Source: RefSeq, a predicted model, not a curated record